Mesocestoides corti is the source of this 903-nucleotide messenger RNA. Lineage: Eukaryota; Metazoa; Platyhelminthes; Cestoda; Cyclophyllidea; Mesocestoididae. The record is from the annotation of a GenBank genome assembly.
AUGUCCCUGCUUGCAGUUAAGAGCAAGUUUAACGCCGAAUUUAGGCGGUUUAGUCUAGAUCGCUCGACAAUAAAAAAGUUUGAGGAUCUAUAUCAAGUCGUAGAAAAGGCGCAUGGACUGUAUAACGUAAAGUUCAUACUCCAGUAUGUCGACCCCAAAGAAAACGCGUUGCUUCCUAUUAAUAACGAUAAAAAUUGUGAAAGGGCUUUAUCAGUCGCUUUUGAUCCUCUUCGACUUUUAAUUCAACUGAAAGGCGAAAGUUAUGGUGAAAUCAAGGGAUAUAAACCAUCAGGGACAGUCUUCUUACGAAAAAAACCAGCGGAGCUUGUGAGAUCUAUUGGAUCAGAGAGACCCAAGCCUGGACAUCAGUCGAUAAUACUUUGUGACGAUUUUCACAAGGUUUCGUCCAUAAUUGACGAUGGAACCGUUCCCGAAUGCAUGCGUAGGGUUCGUCUCAUUCGGACAGGUUCAAAACCGUUGGGUUUCUACAUCCGAGAUGGAUUCAGUAUUCGAGCGACUCCAACAGGCGUCCAGCAUGUGCCCGGGAUUUUCAUAUCACGACUCCUUCCUGGCGGUCUGGCCGAAUCCACCGGCCUUCUAGCCGUCAAAGAUGAAGUUAUUGAAGUCAACGGAAUUGAGGUAUUUGGGAAGACUCUGGACCAGGUAACCGACAUGAUGGUCGCGAACAGCUCGAAUCUUAUAAUCACCGUGAAACCUUUCAACCAAAAGACCUGCAUCCGUCGUUCCAAGUUUAUGGCUCCGGCCUCGGAUUCGAGUAUCGCCUCACAAGCCUCUUCAGCAGACUCCCGGAAGCAGCCACCGCAAUCAUCACAGCCCCAAUCUCAAAAGCAGCGGGACUCCCCAACGCCGGUGGCCGAAGUCCCUGGAACCAUUGAUAUUUGA